GAGAAUUGAACUUACCGAAGAAACUGGCCAUGUUAGGGUAGCCCAAUAAGCAUUUACUUUUUUGUUACAGUGUUCAGUUCUGUUUAACAUUUUGAACAAAAGUGACUGGUAGCGAAGUUAAACAUGGGGAAGAAGCAACACCAAAAGGAUAAGCUAUACCUGACAACGAAUGAAUGGAGGCAUGAGUGGGGAGGAUAUAAAGGCACUCAGAAUGCUGGUGAAAACUCUCGCUUUCGACGAUUGCCUUUUAGUUGCUGCAGUUUAUCUUUUCAACCUUUUGAAAAUCCCUUGUGCACAAAGGAAGGUGUAAUCUUUGAUCUGAUGAACAUUGUACCAUUCUUGAAGAAGUACGGGUUGAAUCCGGCAACUGGAGAGAAACUUAGUGCAAAAGAUCUGAUUAAACUGCAUUUCCACAAAAACUCCGAAGGAAAAUAUCACUGCCCUGUGACAUAUAAGGUUUUCAAUGAGAACACACACAUUGUAGCUGUAAAACAGACGGGCAAUGUCUACUGUUAUGAGGCAGUAGAACAGCUGAAUCUUAAGACUGGAAGUUUUCGGGACUUGUUAACAGAUGAGCCAUUCACUCGCAAAGACAUCAUUACUAUACAGGAUCCAUUGAAUCUUGAGAAAUUUAAUAUUCAGAGCUUCUACCACAUAAGGAAGAAUCUUAAGCUUUUGGAUGAAGAGGAAGAACAAGCGAAAAAAGAUCCUCGUUACAGGCUACGAUUAAUUAACAAUGAGGCCAAAUCAGCUUUAGAAGAGCUGGAAAGAGAAUACAAGCCAUCUCCUUACCUGGGUAUUAAAGAGGAGAAAGCACCAAAAGCUGACAAAUUUAAUGCGGCAUCUUACUCUACUGGCAGGGUAGCAGCCUCAUUCACCUCCACAACAAUAGCUCCAGAAACUCAGCAUGAAGCAGCUCUUAUUGAUGAGGAUGUUUUGCGUUAUGAGAGAGUUAAGAAGAAAGGAUAUGUGCGGUUGGUGACUAACCUUGGCCCUCUGAAUGUGGAGCUGCACUGUGAUAUGGUUCCUCGAACAUGUGAAAACUUUAUUAAACUAUGUAAUAGUGGAUACUACGAUGGAACCAUUUUUCACAGGUCUAUUCGAAACUUCAUUAUACAAGGUGGUGAUCCCACAGGGACAGGAAAAGGUGGAGAAUCAGCAUGGGGAGAGCCAUUCAAGGAUGAGCUAAAACCCAAUCUCACACAUGCUGGUCGUGGUGUUCUCAGCAUGGCAAACAGUGGACCAAACACUAACAAAUCUCAGUUCUUUUUCACCUUCCGCUCUGCAAAACAUCUAGAUGGCAAACAUGCAGUGUUUGGCAGGCUUGUGGGAGGGAUGGAAACGCUGGACAAGAUGGAGCACGUGGAAGUUGACAAAAAUGACAGGCCUAAGGAGGAAAUUCAGAUUCAAAAUUGCACAGUGUUUGUGAAUCCAUAUGCAGAGGCUGAUGAACUGCUGGCCAAAGAGAGAGCAGAAGAAAAAGAGAAAGCAAAAGCUGAAGAAGAGGCAGCAAGCUCAAAGAAGAAAAAAGAAAAGAAUGAAUCAUUGCCUCGAGUGUUCAAAGAAGGCAUUGGCAAAUACAUCAGCUCAGCAGCACAAAAGCGAGCAGCAGAAGAUGCACCAGACCAAGAAGAAGUCAAAAAGAAAAAUGUCAUUGCUGCUGGCUCUCUCUCAUAUAAAGACUUUAGUUCAUGGUGAAAGCUGGUGGUUAGACACUUACAUUUGUGACCAUUCUUUACACAUCUGUACAAUAGAAAUGCACAGUGAAUUCCUUGUGUCCUUUAUGCUACAUGGUUAACAGAUACCUCUGUGGAUUAGUAGACUGUAUACCUCAGUAGACUGUCAAUGGUUGAGACAUUAAUCAUGCCAUCUAUGUUUUGUGUGAUUGUUGCAAGCUUGGCAGACUGUGUGCAUAGUUGACUCUUGCAAGUAUGGCAUCUGUUCUUGUACCUUUGAAGAUUUAUGCAUUGUAAUGUGGCUCUUUGCUUAUCUGGUAAACAUGGUUGACAUUCUAAAUAUGCUAAUAAAUGUGCUUAAUGGAACAACUAUUGAAGUGCCUGAUGCCUGAUGCAGUAAUAGCAUAGGGUAUGAAUAUUUAUGAGGGUUUUUUUUUUUUUUAAAGACAUCUUGGAGCAAAAUAUCUCAAGAACACCUCAACAUGCAGAAUUUCUUUCCUGCAUGCUAUCAAGUCAGCUUUGAAAAUAAUUUUUUUUAAAGAGGAGCAGAAUUAAAAGCACAGUAAAUUAUUGUGUGCCACUAUUAUAAGCAGUAAUAAAGGAUAUAAUGCAAGUAAUUUAAAUUAAUAAAUACUUCUAUAGAAGAGAAAUGAAGCAGGGGGGUUGGGGUCCUCUUUUAUGUUAAUAUAUAGUGCAGAAAGUAUUUUGAUUAAUUAAGAAAUGUAGUCUGCCAAAAAACAAAUCAUGAAUCCUGUUGAGGUAAACAAAAACCCUAAACAGGAAAAAAGUGGAUCACAUUGCAUU
Molecule: messenger RNA, 2480 nt
Organism: Pomacea canaliculata
Lineage: Eukaryota; Metazoa; Mollusca; Gastropoda; Architaenioglossa; Ampullariidae
Product: peptidyl-prolyl cis-trans isomerase-like 2
Exons: 19
Coding region: 124-1698 (524 amino acids)
Biological process (GO): protein polyubiquitination; protein peptidyl-prolyl isomerization; protein folding
Cellular component (GO): catalytic step 2 spliceosome
Molecular function (GO): ubiquitin-ubiquitin ligase activity; peptidyl-prolyl cis-trans isomerase activity
Source: RefSeq, a predicted model, not a curated record